Molecule: messenger RNA, 4594 nt
Organism: Megalops cyprinoides (Indo-Pacific tarpon)
Lineage: Eukaryota; Metazoa; Chordata; Actinopteri; Elopiformes; Megalopidae
Product: tyrosine-protein phosphatase non-receptor type 21-like
Biological process (GO): protein dephosphorylation
Cellular component (GO): cytoskeleton
Molecular function (GO): protein tyrosine phosphatase activity
Source: RefSeq, a predicted model, not a curated record
CAGCAUGUCGAGUCUACAGUAGAAAGAUAAGCUCAGCUACCUUAGUAAGUUUUUCAAAUAGUUAACAUCUGGCUAAAAGUCUGAUGUGGAUGGAGGAUGCUUGCAUCUUAUGAACAAUCCAGUUUGUCUGGAGCGGCUGACGUCAACAGGAGCACAUGUAUCUGCUCUGUGGAAUUCUGAAUAUCCAGUCACAUGUUGCUGGGCUAGCUUUUAGGAAACACAAGGGGAGAUAUUUCUGGUCAACUGACGGACGUCUGCAGGCUGAGAGUGAACAAUGCCCUUACCAUUUGGAUUAAAAUUAAAGAGAACGCGAAGGUACACAGUCUCCAGCAAGAGCUGCCUCGUCACACGCAUCCAGCUGCUCAAUGGCGAAUUUGUGGAGUUCACACUUUCUGUGGAGAGCAUCGGCCAGGAAUGUCUGGAAGCUGUUGCCCAGAGACUUGAGUUACGUGAGGUGACAUAUUUCAGUCUCUGGUACUUCAACAAGCAAAACCAACAGAGAUGGAUUGACUUGGAAAAGCCACUGAAAAAACAACUGGACAAGUAUGGCUUGGAACCCACAGUUUACUUCGGAGUUGUGUUCUAUGUGCCAAAUGUGUCCCAGUUACAGCAGGAGAUAACAAGAUACCAGUAUUACCUUCAGCUGAAGAAGGAUAUUUUGGAAGGCAGAAUACCUUGCUCCAUAGAGCAGGCCAUACGGCUGGCUGGCUUAGCCGUGCAAGCUGAUUUUGGUGACUUCAAUCGCUAUGACUCCCAGGAGUUUCUCCAGAAGUUUGUGUUGUUCCCUAUCGGGUGGAUCCAAGAUGAACGAGUGCUGGAGGAGGCCACGCAGAAAGUGGCCUUGUUGUACCAAAAGUACAGAGGACUGUCAGCUCCAGAGGCAGAAAUGCUCUACAUGCAGGAAGUGGAGAAGAUGGAGGGCUAUGGUCAGGAGAGUUAUCAAGCCAAGGACAGCCAGGGUGCAGAUAUACUCAUUGGGGCGUGUCUGGAUGGGAUCUUUGUCAAGCACAAAAAUGGCAGGCCUCCUGUUAUAUUUAGGUGGAAUGACAUUACCAACAUGACUCAUAAUAAGUCUUUCUUUGCGCUGGAGCUGGCAAACAAAGAGGACACCAUUCAGUUCCAGACUGAAGACAUGGAAACAUCCAAAUACGUGUGCCGGAUGUGCCUGGCCCGGCACAAGUUUUAUAAGAUAAACAAAAGCAGCCUACAAACUCAGGCCACUGCUGUCAACCCAGUCAGACGACGAUCAUCCACCAGGAUUUCUCUGCCAAAACCUCAGGCCUACAUGAUGGCUCCCCCCCAGAUGCAUUACAAUGGCCAUUACACUGAACCGUACACGUCGUCCCAAGACAACCUCUACAUGAACAAUCAGAAUGGCUACUACUAUCACUCCCAGACCAGCCUGGACCGGUCGCCGCACGAGUACAACGGACGCAUCCGGAACGGGAGUGUGUACAGCGCCCACAGCACCAGCUCCCUGAACAACCCGCAGCACUACCUGCAGCCCUCGCCCAUGUCCUCCAACCCCAGCAUCACGGGGAGCGACAUCAUGCGGCCCGACUACAUCCCCUCCCACCGCCACAGCGCGCUCAUCCCGCCCUCCUACCGCGCCACGCCCGACUACGAGACCGUCAUGCGGCAGAAGAACCGGGGCAUGAUGCCCGCCGAGCGGCAGAGCCACUCCAUGCGCAACCUGAACAUCAGCAACUCGUACGCCUACAGCCGGCCCGACCCGCUGGUGUACAGCCAGCCGGAGAUCCGCGAGCACGGCCAGUUCAGCUCGCAGGGCGCCGGCCAGUACCCCUUCCACCUCAACUACAGCUUCCACAGCCCCUCCCCGUACCCGUACCCGGCCGACCGCAGGCCCGUGGUGGGCGCCGUCAGCGUGCCCGAGCUCACCAACGUUCAGCUGCAAGCGCAGGAGUACCCCGCCCCCAACAUCAUGCGGACUCAGGUGUACCGGCCGCCACCCCCGUACCCCUACCCCCGGCCCGCCAACAGCACCCCGGACCUGUCCCGCCACCUGUACGUGAGCAGCAGCAACCCGGACCUGAUCACGCGCCGGGUGCACCACUCAGUGCAGACCUUCCAGGAGGACAGCCUGCCGGUGGCGCACUCCCUGCAGGAGGUGAGCGAGCCGCUGGUCACCGGCCGCCAGCCGCACACGCAGAAGCGCAACAGCAUCGAGAUCGCCGGCCUGGCCUACGGUCUGGAGGGCAUGCGGGUCAAGGAGAGGACCAUGUCGGCCUCGGCGGCCGAGGCCCCGCCCCCACGGCCGGCGGCCUCCUCGGGCUCCCAGCUCAACGUCUUCCUGGAGAGGACCAAGUCGGACGACGGGGGCAGCAAGGAGGACGUGCGCUACGGGCACAAGAAGUCGCUGUCGGACGCCACCAUGCUGGUGCACAGCAGCGGCGAGGAGGAGGAGUUCGAGGACGAGAGCGGCCGGCACACGCCGCAGCCAGGACGCCGCCGGCGGCUCCGAGCAGCACGUGGCCCUCCUGGGGCAGCCCCCCAUGGAGGCCCUGCCCGCCUACCCCUAUGGCCCCGCCCUAGACCCCGCCCUGCCCGGCCCUCUGACGUAUCAGCCGCACCCGCUGAUCCGCGAGCAAGAGGCAGAGCACCCCUCCGCGGACGCGCGCUGGUGCCCUCGGUCUCCGAGAGCAAUCUCAGCACCUCGGUACGGCAGAGGCCCAAGCGGGACUCGGGCAAGAAGAGGCCCGUUUCAGAUGUUCCUCCCGGGAAGAGGAAUCCACUGGAGGGGCUCCCGCCAACCGGGGGGAUGAAGAAGGGCACGCGGUCCGACUUCAAGAAGAUGGGCCCGCUGAAGCUGGCGGCGCUCAACGGCCUGACGCUGUCCCGCAUGCCCAUGCACGACGAGAGCAAGGACGAGCCCGAGAAGGCGUCCAACGACGAGAGGUGUAAGAUCCUGGAGCAGCGGCUGGACCAGGGCAUGGUGUUCACGGAGUAUGAGCAGGUGCCCAAGAAGCGGCCCAACGGGGAGUGCUCCAUCGCCCAGCUGCCCGAGAGCGCCGAGCGGAACCGCUUCCAGGACGUCCUGCCCUACGACGACACCCGCGUGGAGCUGGUGCCCACCAAAGAAAACAACACCGGCUACAUCAACGCCUCACACAUCAGGGUGACCGUGGGUGGGGAGGAGUGGAGCUACAUUGCCUCCCAGGGACCACUCUCCAAUACCUGUCAGGACUUCUGGCAGAUGGUGUGGGAACAGAGCGUGGCCAUCAUCGCCAUGGUUACUGCCGAGGAGGAAGGGGGCCGGGAGAAGAGCUUCCGCUACUGGCCGCGCCUGGGAUCGCGCCACAACACGGUCACCUACGGCCGCUUCAAGAUCACCACGCGCUUCCGCACGGACUCCGGCUGCUACGCCACCACCGGCCUGAAGAUCAAGCACCUGCUGACGGGACAGGAGCGCACGGUCUGGCACCUGCAGUACACAGACUGGCCCGACCACGGCUGCCCCGAGGACUUCAAGGGCUUCCUGUCAUACUUGGAGGAGAUUCAGUCCGUGAGAAGGCACACAAACAGCACCACCGACACGAAGAACACUAACCUGCCAGUUCUGGUCCACUGCAGCGCCGGGGUGGGGCGGACCGGGGUGGUGAUUCUGUCAGAAAUUAUGAUUGCCUGCCUGGAACAUAACGAGAUGCUGGACGUCCCGACUGUUCUCAACAUGCUACGGCAGCAGCGUAUGAUGAUGGUGCAGACCAUUUCACAGUACACCUUCGUUUACAAAGUGCUCAUUCAGUUCCUCAAAAAUUCCAGACUCAUCUAAUCCUUUCCCUGUAUUUAGCCUUCAAUAUUGUGCUCCGAAGAGCAGAUGAUAUCCUCGUAGCGCAGUUCUCUUUGCCGAGUGGGCCGAGCUGGGGCCUGCCGAUGUCUCUGGCGUCCAGAUUGCCAUGAGAUUGUUAAUCCUCUCUUCAUAUGACCUUGAGACCUAAGUAGGGGUGAGCAAGCAGUUGUUCGGUGGUGCUGGCCUUUGCACUGUGCCAUUGAACCAGUUCUUUUUCUAAGUAUUACUGGAAUGGAAAAAAAAAACUACAUAGGCCUAAUUGAAGGAAUUUGCAGUGCAAAAGCAAGUGAACACAUCUCCAGUGUGUUACCUCUUGACAGUGUUAUUUUUGAAAUUUUGUUGUGGGGUUUUACACUAAAAGCUUAUGUUAUGACUACAUAAAAAAAUUCCCAGCACUUUUUCUUUGCUGUAUAUAGCAAUCAAUGUUUUUAAAGCUGAAAUGUCUAACAAUAUUGAUUGUGGCGCUGUUUUUAUUACUGACUUUUUUGUAGUUAUCCUUUUACUUUUUAGCUUGGUUGAAUUUGAGUGAAGGUAGGUGUUUUUUGGGGCGCAGGAAUCGUAAUACUGAUGAAUGUUCUAGGUUGUGACAGUUUGUCGCCUGCGGAAGUAUACGGUUUGCACUGAAUCUGUGUUAGGCUAGGAAUGCAAAAAAAAAGACUGGUUCUAUUUUAUCAACAGACAUGUAUAUUUUCCAGUUUUCUGUUCAAAAGGAACAAUGACAGUUAUUCCUUUAAUUUAUGAGUAUCCAUAUAGCAGUAUACUCAGUCUGGAGAGAAGUGUACAACU